AUGAAGGUGGUGCGGAUGUGGCCCCAAAAGGUCGAGGAGAUGGGUGACCGCACAGCUUGCAAGGAAGGGUGCCAGGCCACUGGUCGCAGGACCGCGUUGAGCCUGCUGGGGGCCGCAGCUGAGCUGGCGAAGGUCGAGGACAAGAACUCCAAAGCCGGCACGCGCAUCGACCAGGAAGGAGGACCUCAAGUCCCUGGGCGCCCUUCUCACGUGGUUGAGGUCGAAGAUGCUUGUCGAUGUGGAGGCCGCAGAGUCAAGGAGAAGAAGCCGGUCGAGGUUGGGCAUCUCCCUGCCUUGACUACAAUGGCGACCUCCUCUGAACAAGAUGCUCGGCUACCUCGACUACCUGGGAUGGCUUGGAACCUCAGUGGCCACGAUGAAGCAGGUUCGCGGCAUGGACGUGGCGCUGACUACAAAGGGGGGGCGGACGAGGUGAACCCGCAAGAGAUCACCCUGCAGUUCUGCAAGACAAAAGCGGAUCAAGUGGCUUUCGCUACCUGCAAGACGAUGCUUCGGACCGGCCAGGAGUUCGUGUGCGUCGUCGAGUCGAUGCAGCAGUUCAAGGAAGUGGCACCGCCCAGGUUCGGCAAUGGACCAGAGCGCCACCUUCCUUUGUCUCGUUGGGCGCCAGGCCCGAUGCUGAAGCGCUUGGAAGUGCAGAACAUCCUCCAGAAGAGCGCCAAAGCCUUGCGCAUUGGGGAAGCUUCGGCCCUUGACCAGGCCACCGGGGAGGUCGAGCUGGUCAAGCGCACCGGGCGAUGGUCGAGUUCAGCGGUGCAGAGGUUUCUUAUGCUGUGCGAGCAGCGCUUCGGGAAAGGCCAAAGCAUCUUGGACAGCGAACAGACAGCCUUCAAGCCUGAAGAGUUCAAGGUUGAUUCAGACUCCGAUGCCUAA
Messenger RNA from Durusdinium trenchii, 894 nucleotides. The record is from the annotation of a GenBank genome assembly. NCBI's taxonomy places the organism in Eukaryota, Dinophyceae, Suessiales, Symbiodiniaceae.